Molecule: messenger RNA, 2393 nt
Organism: Diatraea saccharalis (sugarcane borer)
Lineage: Eukaryota; Metazoa; Arthropoda; Insecta; Lepidoptera; Crambidae
Source: the annotation of a GenBank genome assembly
CUUUGUUGAAAUCGUGAAUUUCUGUUUGUUAUUGUGAUCUAAUACGAUCAUGUUUAAUUAUUUCAAUUGAAUACUAUAAAAACAAAUCACUUCACAGAUAAUUGUUUCUCUUAAUCGAGUUCGUUGCAAUAUUAUUGUCGGGACUAACUUUUAGUGGUAACCUACAAAAAUUGUGUACAAUGCCGACGGACGAUUGAGAGCUGAUUAGAAAAUUUAAUCCAGUAUUUGUGACCAUGGAACCACAAAAGAACUCGGUAUCCUUGAGAAAUACUCUAAGGGUUGAUUGCGAUAGUGAAAAAACAAGAAAUUAUAAGGAUACGCCAAAGCAACGAGGCACCAACGAUAAUUCUGGAAAUGUGUUUACAUCAACGUCUCAUGAAAUUGAAGCUAAUUUAGUCACUCAAAACGGACCUUGCCCAAGAAAUCUAAAUACUACUAACAAUGAAACCUCGCCAUCGUCACACAAAUCUAAUGAUGAUAAUACAGAAUGCAAUAAAAAUUUUAGCUCAAUUCAUAAUAACAAAGAGAACAAUUGUAAUAGUGAACUACUAGCAAUUGAAGGUACCAGUAAAUCAGAAAACAAUAUCUUUGAUAAUAACAAAGAUUUACAGUCAUGUCAAAAACACAAAUUGUUCUUAGACAGGGUUGGCAACAGUACCUGUAACAUGCCUUCAACUAGUGGAACUAUUAAAGCUUAUGAUAAUGCAGAUGGUAAUGGUUCAAGAGAACAGAACAAUCGAAAAAGACCUUCAUCAUUGAAAUUAAAUAAAAGUCCUUUGGAUGUUGAUGACAGUUCUAGUGACACCGGUAACGAUGACUACUCUUUAGGAUCAGAAGAUGGCUGUAUUUACACUUAUAGAGGUGGUGAGCAUCUUGCAGAUUUGCCAAGCUCAUUUUUCAGCCUUGACAUGGGGCUGCCUUUAGAUAAACAUCUUCCUCAUGCACCUAACUAUCCUGGACAACAACAGGGAGCAGCAAAUGCAAGAGAAAACAAUUCUGGUGCAUCCAGCCCUGACAUGGACUUCUUAGAGAUGGACUUUGAUCCAGGGCCUUCAUGUGAGGCUGACACGGGUGAUGAAUCUAGCCCUGAUGGUGAUUUAGAAGAAGUUAUUAAUAUGCCUGAAGAGAAUGAACCUGUUGUGAGAGGAACUUCACCAGAAUAUAUGGCAGCUGUCAAAUAUAACCCUUUAGUUUGUAUGCCUACAACUUCAACUGUUAAUUAUACAGACUCUUAUUGCUGUAGUGUGCCAUCAACUAGUCAUAAUGUAUCAUCAGAGGAUCAAGAUGCUAAAGAUGAUUCUGAAGUUGAUCAUACAUUUGGACCAUUAAUUACUCAUAUAAACGUGAAAGGUGAACAAUUGCUUGUUCGUAGAACAAUGUCUAAUCAUCCUAUCAUCCCUAGUGGUUCGAACCUACAUGUUUCAAAUGGCGAUCUGGUAUCACCUCGAGAAAUUUUAAAUUAUGAUGAAGAUCACACGGAAGGUCCAUUUGCACAUCAAAUAAACCAAGGAGAAAGGCCAACUUUUGAUUCAAGCAAUUUGUCAUCAGCUUUUUAUCAUCUCACUAUGGCAAAAAAACUUGUUGAAAAUGCUACAUCAAUUUCGGAUCCUCAUGCUACUGAUUUGACGAGUGAUCCUGAUUCAAGCAGCGCAGAAGACUCUCAUUGCUCACUACCACCUCGUUGCAUGGUGUGGUCAGAAAGAGAAGCUUGUGAGCGGCAAGUAACACAAAUUGGUACCUCUGCCUGUGGUGCAACUGCUGUUGUUAAUGUAUUUAUUGCAUUAGGGUUACCAGUCAAUAUUCAAAAAAUAAAUUCUUCUGUUGGCACAAGACUGAGAGCAAAUAAUGCACCGUUACCUAGGUAUCUACUGUCACGCGCUGUUGCCGGAUGUACAGCAGGGGAUAUCGUCACAGGUAUUCAGAGAGCAUCCGAUGGGCUGGUCACCGCUAGGUUCUUCCCGACGUACCCUGAAAGGGCUAUGUCGCUCUCACACUGGCUCGCCGACUGGAUUUCUUUAGGUGCCGUACCUAUUGUCACACUAAAUCUCCAAGUGGGUUGCGAUGGCGAAAUACCAGAUGCGUGGCAUCACCAAAUGGUUUUUGGAGUAUCCCACAGAGGGAUUUAUCUAUGUAAUCCUGUCGAGUGCGUUCGAGAGUCGACUUUAUGGCCCCGACUUACUUCUCCUUCAGUGUUACUAGUGCGAACCAGAGAUGUACUGACAAGAUUCACGUCGAAUACGGACUUGUCUCCACUGAUGAUGGUGCCCGAUCAACGCUUCCACACUUUCAAUGUUCUGGAAGCCACUCGCAUAAGGCUCGACAUGGUACUGGGUCUAGGUCAUGGAGCUGCUGAACCGGCUGAAAGUGGUACGGAUGGAGUCCGGCUGUAUUAA